Molecule: messenger RNA, 2560 nt
Organism: Rhea pennata
Lineage: Eukaryota; Metazoa; Chordata; Aves; Rheiformes; Rheidae
Gene: PATL2
Product: PAT1 homolog 2
Exons: 18
Coding region: 73-2241 (722 amino acids)
Biological process (GO): deadenylation-dependent decapping of nuclear-transcribed mRNA; P-body assembly
Cellular component (GO): P-body
Molecular function (GO): RNA binding
Source: RefSeq, a predicted model, not a curated record
GCUUUUGACUUCUCGUUCCCCCAGAUCUUAGAGGAUUACCUGCUGGUGGAAGAUGCACCUCUGCUGGAGGAAAUGGCUGAGGAGGAUGAAGAGCUUGACCUGUACAACGAGAUGACUUUUGGGUUAGAUCGAGACUCCACAGAAGAGGAUGCUGCAAAAACCCUAGUGCUUCCAGAGAAGAGCCCCGAGCUGGCUGCAGUGGUGGUGGAGGAGGAGGCCAAGGCUGUGAAGGAGCUGAGGCCUGAAGCAGAUGAGGGGCAGCUGCUGCUGGAGGAGGACCUAGGAGAGCCCCAGAGGGAAGAAGGGAUGGAGCUGGAGGCUGAGCAGGUCGACUAUGUGGAGGAAGAGGAGGAACUAGGGGCUGAGGAACAGGAGGAAGAACAGGAAGCUGAGGAGGAGCCCUACGAGGAGCCCAAUGACCUGGGAGACCCAGCAGUGAUGAGAGCUGUGCAGAGCAAGCCCACGCUGGAGAGCCAGGACUCGGCAGUGCUGGACAGCAGGAUUGGCUCUGCCUGGGCAGAGUUUGGCAAAGAGGACAUGCUGGCCAUGGAUCCUGCUGUGUGGAGCUCCUGCCCUGGCAGCAUCUCACCCCACCAUGUGCUGGAGGAUAAAGCCAUCCUGCAUGUUCUGGAGAGGCCCCCUCCCUCUGCCAACGUGGCCCUCGACUUCCUUGGCUCCCCUGUGCAGAGGGGAUAUGCGGGCUCUCCUAGGCUCAAGCGCCCUGACUUCAGAAUGAUGUCCCCCAAGUCCUUCCCCCAGCGCUUUCUCCGGCAGCAAUCUCCUCUGAUGGCUCGUUCCACGUGCCCCCCUCGGCCCUUUACGCCAGCUCGUCGUGCCUCUCCUCUCUUUGCUUCCAACCAGGCUGCAGGGUUUGCAUCUCCAGCCCCUUUCAGGCCUAUGUCACCCAGCAUCAGCACCCCGCCACGGCCUCUCACCAUGCACUUUGGCCCCAUGUCUCCAUCUUUGGACCCCUCUCUGUUCUUCAGUCCGUCGACCAGUGGCCAGCUGAACCUCAGCGUGCCCAGCCACAUGACCCAGCUGCACCCCCAGCACCAGCGGAUCCUGACGCAGCGCCAGCAGCAAGGCGGGCAGGCGCAGAGCAUCUCCCCCAGGAAGCUGUGGUCCCCUAAAGGGGAUCCUUAUGCCGGGCUCAUGACCAGCAAGGAAAAGGACUGGGUCAUCAAAGUGCAGAUGAUUCAGCUACAGAGUGAGAACAUGGAUGAUGAUUACUACUACCAGACUUAUUACCACCGGCUGGAGCGCAAGCAGGCAGAGGAGGAGCUGCUUGGUGGGCGCAACAAGCAGGAGCCCCCCAAGCUGGUCACACCGUUUAUCCAGAAAGUGGAGACUUAUGACUCAGUGGUGCGCAUUGCAGGUUCGUUGGGCCAGGUUGCUGUGUCCACCUGCUAUAGCCCUCGCCGCGCCAUCGAUGCUGUGCACCAUGCCCUUGUGGAGGAGGCUUCGGGGAGCCACCGGCUUCGAGCGCUGCACAGGAUUGAGAGGCUGUUUCUGCAGCUGCUGGAAGUAGAGGAGACACAGCGGAAGAUGUCUCUGGCCGCAGAGGAGCAGCAGCCCUGCUUUCAGGAGCAGAAGAGCCAGGAAGUGGGACGCAUCUAUCAGGCCCUGAAAAUCAGGGCCUGUAGCAGUGAAGAGGAGGCAGAGGAUGAGUUCUUGCAAGUCCUUUGUGUGCGGAAGGGCAAGAAGCUGACGGCCCGGCUGUUACCCCACCUGGCUGAGGAGCAGGCAGAGAAGAUCCUGUUGACCAUCACCCACCACCUGCCCUUCCUCAUGAAGAAGGACAUGCUGGAUGAGUCUCUCCCCCUGCUCUAUGGCCCUUUGAAUGAGAUUGUGGGCAGAACGACCUUUAGCAAGCUCAUCGAGGUCCUGCAGGAGAUGACCAGGCCUCUGCCAGAGUCCACCGAGCUCCCACUCACCAUGGCCUUGAAGAACCAGUUUGGGAUCUCUCUGCUCUACUCCUUGUUGAGUCAUGGCGAGAAGCUGCUGUCCUCCGACAUGCCACUGGAGCCGCACAGCAGGGACUUUGAGAAGUGGACUGACACGGUGUUUCUGGUUGCUCGGGAGCUGUCUCAAGUACCCAAAACCUCACUAGUGGAGCCUCUCUUCUUGCCCAGCAACCUUCUCUCACUCUUUUGCCGCUACCUGGACAAGCAGACCAUCCACCACCUGGAGGCCAAGAUGGAGUGCUCUCCACUGCCUUCGGAAGCUGCCAUGCCAUGCUGAAGCCCCAGGAGCGGGAUGAGAGCAGAGGCCAGCAGUGCCAGGAACGGGCAGAGGCCUGAUACAAUGACUUUGAGCUACGAAGCGAACACUACCCUGGUGCAGGGCACUUUGGGUUAUACUGGGCACUGGCGGGGCCGGUGCUUGAGGGCUGAUCAUAGCCUGCCCUAGUGCCUGGGAACACAGCAUGGGGACAUGGGUAACUUAUUUGGGCCUCACACCCCACAACAAUGAGUGCUGGGUGUGAGGUAGGUCUGCACAGGGGCGCUGGGAGCACCUGGGGGUGAGUGAGUUUGUGUACAGCACUUGAAAUAAAAUAAAA